Messenger RNA from Aureobasidium subglaciale EXF-2481, 2469 nucleotides. RefSeq lists its product as uncharacterized. The transcript is spliced from 6 exons. Bases 1 to 2469 code for a protein of 822 amino acids. Gene Ontology annotation, cellular component: spliceosomal complex; cytoplasm. Lineage: Eukaryota; Fungi; Ascomycota; Dothideomycetes; Dothideales; Saccotheciaceae. Gene Ontology annotation, biological process: RNA splicing; mitochondrion distribution. The record is from RefSeq and is a predicted model, not a curated record.
AUGGACUUCGCAUCGCUCAUGUCGGCGCAAAUCGCCAAAGGCAAACCUGCGUCAAAAUCAAAGACGCUGGAGCAAGCAAAGCCAUCCAAAUACAUCAAGCGCGCCGAUGUCGAGGCACAACGACAAGCCGAAUACGCCGCCGAGCAGAAAGCAAUCGAAGACGCGCGACUCGCGAGGCUAGAGAAGAAGCGCAAGUUUGAGGAGGACGAGACGGAGAAGAACAGAGCAAGAGAGGAGAAGCGAAAGAGGCUGGCCGAAGAGAGCAGACGACUGAGAGAGGAAGAAGAGGAGAAGGAGGAGAGGAUCCGCCGAAAGAGACUGGGGCUCCCAGAGCUGCCACCGAAAGAGAAGGCUCUCGAGAGCGGCGAUGCCACAGCUGCGCCUGAGAACGACACGCCAGACGAAGAGCUGGUACAAAAGUUGAGGGAGAUGAAAGAGCCGACGCGCCUGUUCGGAGAAACACAUACUGGCCGAUUGCGAAGAUACCGAAAACUCGCUGGCCUGGAUGCUACAGGCAAGCCGAAAGCAGUCAUGUAUCCAGGCCCUAUCCCGACGGCUCUUCAGCCUGUACCCGAAGCCGACAUGAAGGUACCUGCCACUGUUCCCAAGGACCCGGACGCUCGAUCCUUCCUCCGCCGUCAACUCGCCUCAUACUUCACUCUUGUCUUGUCGGAAUGGCAAGUCUCGUUGUCUCUCCGAGAUGAAGCUGUAAAGACAAGCAGUAGCGGCAAAGCUGCCUACAGUGCUAUGGUUCAAGCUCGCGACAGCAUGGUUCCGCUAUAUAGGAAAUUGGAAAGAGGAGAGGUUGAGGAGGGCAUUUUGGGUCCGAUUGUUGAGAUUGUCCGAGCCUGUCAAGAGAGACGUUACGUCGAUGCCAAUGAUGCCUACCUACGUUUGAGUAUCGGAAAAGCUGCCUGGCCUAUUGGUGUCACCAUGGUCGGCAUCCACGAGAGAUCCGCACGCGAAAAGCUACAUGCAAACGACACGGAUGCUGCGCAUAUCAUGAGUGAUGAAAUCACUAGAAAAUUCUUGCAGUCCAUCAAGAGAUGCCUGAGUUUCUCACAAACCCGCUGGCCACCAACCACUCCCCUGCAGCUCAUGGGCGCAUUCGGAACCUUGAGAAGAGAUAAUGCACUUUACGGUGCCACUGAUGAUCCUGCAGCUAUUGCACAGCAGAUGUGGGCGGGAAACACGAAUGUUAUCCGGACGGAACAAAUCCAGCAAAGUGCAUACCAGCAACAUCUAGACCAGGGAACUGAACCACCCGCAUUAUCUCCAGACACUGUUCGCUACUGGUCCGACUUCAACAGGGUGUUCUAUCAUCCCAAGUCGAUCGUUCAGUUGCAGGAGUACGAGUUGAACUCUGCGCUUAUGCCCUUUGAGAAAUGGGCAACUGGAGAGGAUCUGUUCGACAGUCUUGACAAAGAACACGACCUCCUGGACAGAGACUUACGGCCUUUCCUGGAAGAGUGUGACCAACUCCAAGCGAUUCAGAUGAUCACUUCCGCCGAUGAUGCCUGGGGUGGAUUCGCAGCCAAGUAUCUGGAAAGAAUGCGAGACGAACUCGGAAAGACGAGUGCCUGGGUAUGGGGUCUUGAGGAAGGUGGACGCAAGCCAAGGGACAAGCAAAUCUUACAGAUCGCCAAUGUUGCACAGUCGAUCUACCAGAUUUCGAGCCAGGCAAGCAUGUAUAUCCCAUUGACCACACUACCGGAUGUGCUGCCGUCGUACAUCAAUCUGAAUGGGUCGUCUAGAUGGCACACUUCUGCAUUGCAGCUGCUGGCUAUAGAAAGCAUAACUCUGCCAACCAGACUGCGUUCAAAUCAUCAAGGUCGCUCGUCGUUUGCUGACAUUGAGACUUUGUUGAGCAAUGAUGGCAACCGCAGAGUCGCCCAACUCAAUAUGAGCAUCAAAGAUCCAGCUGAACUUGAAGAAGAAGUAGAUGGCCAUACAACACAACAUGACAGCAGAAUGAACGGCUUCACAAAUGGAAAUCACAGUCAUGAUGAUUCGGACGCCAAAGACCUCGAUAUAGACAUGCAGCCAAAGACUGCAAACCUGACUGGCAUACGAGGCAACGAGUCUCGCCGAACACACGUAUUCAGUCAGUUGCAGAGUCUCCGCGGCAAGUGGAAGUCGAGCAUCGAAAUCGAAGACGCGAACCUUGCAUCUCGUGAUCGCUUUGGUCAUGGUCCCAGGAUUGAAUGUCACCAAUCUUCACUACUUUUCCCUGUCAUCGACAGCUUCCCACAGGUGUUUGCGUCUGGUAACAUUGUCCAGAAGCUCGCCGUGCAAGCGACUCUGUCCACAACUACUUCAGUCGCCAAGAGAAUACGCUCGGUGGAAAGGAUCGCUCGCUCAAUAAUCGGAAUUGACGAGCGUGAGGCACUUUGUGAUGGACUUGUUGGGAUAUGUGAGGAAUAUGAGGAUGGAUGGGAGAGUGGUAGCGAGAGCGAUGAUGACUCUUGA